Molecule: messenger RNA, 1489 nt
Organism: Anarrhichthys ocellatus (wolf-eel)
Lineage: Eukaryota; Metazoa; Chordata; Actinopteri; Perciformes; Anarhichadidae
Gene: tpgs2
Product: tubulin polyglutamylase complex subunit 2
Exons: 7
Coding region: 67-972 (301 amino acids)
Biological process (GO): protein polyglutamylation
Source: RefSeq, a predicted model, not a curated record
AGCUGAGUUCUUUUGAGAUAGGUGAACGAUACAAGCCAUACAGCUACAAGCCUGUGCGCAAAUUUUAUGAAUGCAAUUUUCCAAAUGGAAGAGCCAAAACAAAGCUUAACAUUCAAAGGUGUUGCUGAGAGACUGACGCUUGGCAUUACUCGAAUACUCGAGAACAUGCCUGGUGUGGUCGAUGUGCGUUUUGCAGAGAGGGAGCCUGCAGAGAAGAGGAGCCUGCUGUCAUGGGAGCAGAAAAACACUUGUAUUUUGCCAGAGGACCUGCGAGACUUCUAUCUGACAACAGAUGGAUUAACACUCACCUGGAGCGUUAAACUAGACAAUGAGUGUGUUCCCCUAGGAAGCAUGAUGAUCAACAGUGUGGCUCGGCUGUGCCCACUCCUCCAACCAGUAUCAUUAUUCUCUCUACCCAAUGCACCCUCACUGGCUGACCUGGACUGGGAGGAGGAGGAGGAUGACACGGAAAGCGGGACGGCGAAUGCUCCCGCUGCACCCCAUUUUGAUUCCCGGAGCUGCAUCUUCGAGCUGGAUUCCUGCGGUGGGAAUGGCAAAGUGUGUCUAGUCUACAAAAACUGCACCCCAGGUGUGGUAGCCCAGCAGAGUGAAAUUUGGUUCCUUGACUGCUCGCUGUGUUGGCAUUUACUGACGACAACCUUCACCUCCUACUACCGCCUGAUGAUCACUCACCUGGGUCUGCCUGAGUGGCAGUAUGCCUUCACCCCAUAUGGCCCGAGCCCCCAGGCCAAGCAGUGGGCAUCGUUGUACCAGCCACUGACUUUCAGCAGUGAGCUCAACUUAGCUGAUCCUGCUGGAGAUUUCCAUCUCAACAAGCUGGAUCCUACGAAGGCCUUCAAAGGCAAAGCCAAGACACCGGUCCUCAAGAAGAAGCAGUCGACACAGUGCAGCUUAGGGAGCACCGCAAAGAGCCAAGGGAGCACAGGGAGACACAGUGGGGGGAGGCGUUGAGAAGGAUUCCAUCCAAGGAAAACAUUUCAAUCAAAUUUACUGUCCAUUCAACCAAACAUUGCACAGAGGAGCGGCCUGCAAUUUCGCAAUUGGCUGGAUUUGGAGUGUUGGCAGUAUGCUCCAUGAGAGCAUGUUGCCGAAAACUAAGUUUGGAAUGCUGCAUGUAUAAAUAGAUGAACAACCGGCGCCUUCCAACACAAGGCUUUGUGUUUCACUGCUAAGUGAAAUUUGGCUUUCUGAAACACUAAAGCUUUCCAGCCAAUCGCAUCACCAAAAGCCUCAUUUCACACACUGUUCACUAGUGACACCUAAUGGUACAAAUAAGUAAAAGCAGCCUAUUUAUAAAGUAUGAUAUAGUGCUGCUGUUAAAUAAUCCUUAUAUGUAGUAACAGACUACAGAACAAAUGUAUCAACGGUACCCAUGAGGACUCGCUAACACUCAAUAAGGACACAGUUUACAUCUGUAGUUUCACUAGGCUUAGUUUGAAUUUUUAUUGUGUCAUACAACAAUAAUCUA